AUGAGAGACAGGUUAAUCAGGGACGGGCGGGCGCUGCACCAGAACCGAGACUCGGAGGGAGAUCGUUUGCUCAGCUCGUCUCAAGUCCGUCAAGACUUUCGGAAGGAAGCUGAGCACCCCGGAAUGUUUGCCGGGAAAGAAAAGCUUCUCUAUUGUUAG
Colletotrichum paranaense is the source of this 159-nucleotide messenger RNA. RefSeq lists its product as uncharacterized. Lineage: Eukaryota; Fungi; Ascomycota; Sordariomycetes; Glomerellales; Glomerellaceae. Bases 1 to 159 code for a protein of 52 amino acids. The record is from RefSeq and is a predicted model, not a curated record. The transcript has 2 exons.